Molecule: messenger RNA, 2032 nt
Organism: Colletotrichum acutatum
Lineage: Eukaryota; Fungi; Ascomycota; Sordariomycetes; Glomerellales; Glomerellaceae
Product: WSC domain-containing protein
Exons: 2
Coding region: 75-1940 (621 amino acids)
Cellular component (GO): plasma membrane
Source: RefSeq, a predicted model, not a curated record
GUCCUUGCCCUGGUCGAGGCUACUCUUGUUCAGAGUGUCUCAAUGGAUGGUUUUGUCCCCCAGAGGAAACCCCAAUGCUGCCAGCGCCCUGCGGGAUGGGAUGGCCUUGCUACCACUGCAAAGGUGGCUGGUACUGUGCUCCCGACAACAACAACAUGGCACCUGCUGCUGCAAACGAUCCUCCCGUCGUUGUGAUCAAGACUGUGACAGCUUUUGUCGCUCCCCAACCCACUGGAGUCGGCAAUGGUGGCACCGGAGACAGUGGCAACAACAACGCUUCUGGCGACGGUGGUAAUGGCAAUGGGGGCAAUGGGGACAACGGCAACGGAACGCCUGGCAAUGGUAACUCUGGCGCUGGCAACGGUGGCUCUUCGGCUGCAUCUACGCCUUGCACAACGGCGAGCAAUGGUCAGUACACCGGCCCUCCAGGAAAUGGUGCCGGCUCGGCCCCCAACCCCAGCCCGGACAACUCUAGCAGCGGCAAUGGCAAUGGGAACGGCAAUGGGAACGGCAAUGGGAACGGCAACAACGAUCCUGGUAACGGCAACGCAGGCAAAGGCAAUCCUGGCAACCCUGCAUCAACGCCUUGCACAACCACUGGCGGCCAACCCACGAGUCAAUCUGGAUCUGAUGGUGGCUCUGGAGAUGGUUCUGGAAUCAGUGGCCCUGCCAACGUCCCCGAACCACCGGCUGCAUCUCCUACUCUCUCUCCCUCCAAUCGAAACCCUCCAGCCAGUCCUGGCCAACCUCUCAGUCCCGCCUCCCCGUCACCUAACGGAAAUCCUCCAGCUGGGUACGGUAGUUCCCCUGCGAACCCUGCCAACGGCAACUCAAACAAUGGAUCUGGUAACGGCUCAGGCUCAGGUGCACCAAGUGACAACGGAGCACCUGGCAACACCGGCCCUUCAAGUCCAGAAGCCGGCAGCAACGCAGGUGCAGGAUCUGGCAACGCUGGCGCAGAAUCUGACAAUGGAUCUCCGGAUAACCGUGGACCUAAACCCGCUCCUGAGGUUACUGGCUGGGAGUAUCUUGGAUGUUUCAAGGACUAUGCCGUUCGAACACUCGAUGGCGACCCGUCCAUCUAUUUCACAGGUAGCAUGUCAAAUGAGAAGUGUAUUGCACACUGUGGCUCCAUGGGUUUCCAGCUCGCCGGCACGGAGUACGGCAAGGAGUGUUGGUGUGGCACUGCGUUCCAGCUGGCCGUACGCAUCCCGGAAGAGAUGUGCAACGAAGUUUGCGAUGGCAAAUCAAACGACAUCUGUGGAGGGGACUGGGCUGUCACCGUUUACAGUAAAACCGGCCAGGCUUUGAGCUUGCCGUCCGAUGACGAUGUUGCCAAUGGUGCCGGAGGUGGUAACGGCAACAGUGGAUCCGGCACCGGAAACAACGGAGGUGCCGGCAACCCACCAUCUGCUCCCCAGAAUCCUGCCCCGGGACCUCCUGCUGGACCUCCUGCCGCACCGCCGGCAUCACCCCCUCAGACACCAGGUCAAGGUCAGCCUCCACCACCCCCGGCAGGAAAUCCCCAGGACAGCAGCACUCCUCCUACAUCUCCAAACCCUGCACCACAGCCUCAGAUCGACAUUGCUUCUCUUAUCCAGAGCAUCAUCAAUGCGCUACCCAAGAGCAGUCCUGAUGGCGCGUACGGCAGCAGUCUGGGAGCAAGGGACUCUGGGGCGCCUGGCAGCAGUGGACUUGCGCUUCCUGUCAACUCUGCCGUUCCCAAUAAUAGUGCAGGAGGUUCGCCGAUGAUGGGUCCGGGUCUUAUCAACCCUAUGGAAGGACUCAGCCGCUAUGGUGGCAAAACAAGAGAGAUGGAAAGCCGAAAUAUGAAGCGCAGCAGCAUCAUAGGGCGGCGGGCCGUCGCAAAGUUUGAUGGUAUCAUCUGCGAUAGAGAAGAUGAGUGUGAUGACGGCUGUUUGACGAAGGCGCAGGUUUAGAAGGAAAAAGUUCCAUGCUAUCACGAAGUUAUGAUGAUGUAUGACUUAUGAUCAUGAAUGCUGGGUUCUUGUUCAGCACUUGCGGUUACUGG